This is a messenger RNA of Chlorella variabilis, 909 nucleotides long. RefSeq lists its product as hypothetical. NCBI's taxonomy places the organism in Eukaryota, Viridiplantae, Chlorophyta, Trebouxiophyceae, Chlorellales, Chlorellaceae. The record is from RefSeq and is a predicted model, not a curated record. The transcript has a single exon. The annotation marks the transcript as partial. Gene Ontology annotation, molecular function: folic acid binding; transferase activity.
GUCUAUGUGUCAGAGGCGCGUGACGGGGACAUACUGCGGCAGCUGGAGAGCGUGGCACGCCAGGCGCCAGGCGCCUGCCUGGCCAACCUGUUUACUGACGAGCCCUACAACCGAACCAACUUCACGCUGGUGGGGCGCUCGGUGCCGGCGCUGGCAGCGGCGGCCUCUACCCUGGCACGCGCAGCGCUGGCACUGCUGGACCUGCGGCAGCACGCUGCCACCCAUCCCCGCCUGGGAUGCGUGGACCACAUCUCCUGCCACCCGCUGCCGACGUCUGAAGCAGGGUCGGCGGCAGCUGCGGCAGCAGCAGCAGAUGCUGGAGAGCUGCGGCAGCGGCAGCAGGACGAGGCGGGCGCGGCAGCGCUGGCUGUGGCGAUUGCGAGUGAGCUGGGCAGCGGGCCGCAGGCGGUGCCAGUUUACACCUAUGGCUGGGCUCACCAGCAGCGGCAGCCAUUAGAUGCAGUGCGGCGGCAGCUAGGCUACUUCCAGGGCUCUAGCUGGCAUGGCGGCCUGCAAGCCCCAGCAGCCGAGGCUGCAGGGGCUGCUGAUGCAGAACUGCAGCUGCCGCUGGCGCCGUGUUUUGGGCCGGCAGUGGUGCCUGCGCGCAGUGGCGUGUGCUGUGUGGGCGCUGGGAGAUGGAUAGUGAACUACAACGUGCUGCUGCUGACAGAAGACAUGGUGGCAGCAAGGGCCGUGGCCCGCAGCGUGAGCGAGCGCGGCGGCGGCCUGGCAGCCGUGCAGGCAAUGGCGCUGCGCCACUUGGGCGGCAUCGAAGUGGCCUGCAACCUGCUGCAGCCUGCCACCACGCCGCCAGAGGCGGUGCUGGGCACAAUACAGCGGCUGGCGGGGCAGAGAGGGCUGGCGGUGGGGCCCGCCUACCGCACCAACAAGGCGCCAGAGGAGCUGGUG